Molecule: messenger RNA, 154 nt
Organism: Closterium sp. Naga37s-1
Lineage: Eukaryota; Viridiplantae; Streptophyta; Zygnematophyceae; Desmidiales; Closteriaceae
Source: the annotation of a GenBank genome assembly
GAACUGGAGUUCGCGGAGAUCCCAAAAAAGGGGGGGGCGGAGGGAAGCACACGUGGGGAAAUGUUGGAGCGGAGUUCGAGCCCGUGGCGGCCGCUCUGGAUAAGAACGACCCCAACUACGACCCUGAUGCCGGCGAGGAGCAGCUCCAAGAGAG